GGCUUAAAUCCAUUGCUUCCCUCUGCUUCCUCUCCGCCUCUCCCUCGCUCUCUUCGAGUGUGUUAGGGGGUUGCCUUUAUAUUUUCUUUUUUCCAAAUUUUCUCCUUUUAAGGAGAGCAAAAUGUGGAGGAUUUGAGAGAUGUUUCAUGGUUGAAGGUUUUGGAACCACUGCAACUAUGUCGACUUCUCCUUCUUUGGUUGGUGGGGAGAAGAGACAUUGGUGGGUUAGCAACAGAAAGGUUGUCGACAAGUAUGUGAAAGAAGCUCGAUCGCUAAUCGCCACCCAAGAGCAGUCGGAGAUCGCUUCGGCCCUGAACGUCCUCGAUGCUGCCCUUGCGCUCUCUCCGCGGCUCGAAUCGGCUCUUGAGCUUAAAGCUCGAUCCCUCCUCUACCUCCGACGGUUCAAGGAGGUUGCUGACAUGCUCCAAGAAUACAUACCCAGCGUGAAGGUGGUGUCCGAAGAAUCGUCACUCUCUUCCGACAACUCGUCCCAGCAGCUGUCGAGGGAACGGGUGAAGCUCCUCUCCUCCGACCAGUUCCCGUCUGAUACGACAGAUAAAGAACCCACUUUCAAAUGCUUCUCUGUUUCGGACCUGAAGAAGAAGGUCAUGGCUGGUCUCCGUAAGAGCUGUGAGAACGAAGGGCAAUGGAGGUACUUGGUUGUGGGUCAAGCUUGUUGCCAUCUUGGGUUGAUGGAAGACGCAAUGGUUCUUUUUCAAACUGGAAAACGUCUAGCAUCAGCAGCGUUCAGGAAGGAAAGCGUGUGCUGGUCUGACGACAGCUUUUCGUUUGCCAACGUUGCUGCCAGCAGUGAUUUUAGCUACGGCAAUCCACCGACGAUGCAAACGCCGUCCGAGUCCGAGUGUGUUGCACAACUCCUUGUUCACAUCAAACUCCUCCUCCGCCGCCGCACAGCGGCGCUUGCAGCCUUAGACGCAGGCCUCUACUCGGAGUCCAUCAGGCUCUUUUCCAAGAUAGUCGAUAAUCGCCGAGGAACCCCACAGGGUUUCCUUGCGGAAUGCUACAUGCACAGAGCUUCCGCCUACAGGGCCGCCGGCCGAAUUGCAGAGUCCAUUGCGGAUUGCAAUCGGACCCUUGCACUUGACCCAACCUGCAUCCCGGCUCUGAGCACACGGGCCAGCCUACAGGAGACUAUCAGAUGCCUUUCCGAUUGCCUGCGUGAUCUCGAACACUUGAAGCUCCUCUAUGAUUCCAUCUUACGGGACCGAAAGUUACCGGGCCCUGCUUGGAAGAGGCACAACAUCCGGUACCGGGACGUCCCAGGCAAUCUGAAGGCCUUGACGUCGAAGAUGCAGGAAUUGAGGCAGAGAGUGGCGUCGGGGGAGACGGGUAAUGUGGAUUAUUAUGCGUUGAUCGGAUUGAGGAGGGGUUGCUCGCGAUCGGAAUUGGAGAGGGCCCAUCUGUUGCUGAGCUUGCGGCACAGGCCUGAUAGGGCUAUCAGUUUUAUUGAUCGAUGUGAGUUUGUCGAUGAUCGUGACAGUGAUUCGGUGAAGGAUCAAGCAAGGAUGUCGGCAUUAGUGUUAUAUCGGCUUCUGCAGAAGGGGUAUUCGACCGUGAUGACCACGAUCAUGGACGAGGAGGCAGCUGAGAAGCAGAGGCAGAAGGCUGCGGCUGCCCUACAGGCAGCGGCUUCACUCCAAAACCAAGUAAAAGCCGUCCCAGUGCCAAAGUUGGAAUGCGAGAAGAAUAAUGGUUUACCUUUACCAGCAGCGGUGGAGAUUCAAGGGAAGAGUCGGAGGGGUUCAUCGGAUUACAAUGCAGUGGAUGAGGUUAAGGAGAGGAAGAACGCAAUUGCGAAUGCAAAUGCGGCGGCCACAGCCACAGCCACAGCAGCAGUAUUCCAAGGGGUUUUCUGUCGAGACAUUGCCGCUGUUGGGAAUUUGCUGUCGCAGGUUGGGUUCGACAUUCCGAUUCCGGUCAAGUAUGAGGCCUUGAGUUGCUGAUGUAAUAAGCAGGAAGAAGAAAAAGUUCAGUAAUAUG
Messenger RNA from Telopea speciosissima, 2001 nucleotides. RefSeq lists its product as uncharacterized. The coding region runs from base 147 to 1964 and encodes 605 amino acids. NCBI's taxonomy places the organism in Eukaryota, Viridiplantae, Streptophyta, Magnoliopsida, Proteales, Proteaceae. Gene Ontology annotation, molecular function: protein binding. The transcript has 3 exons. The record is from RefSeq and is a predicted model, not a curated record.